This is a messenger RNA of Dermacentor albipictus, 3442 nucleotides long. RefSeq names its product twist-related protein 2-like. Gene Ontology annotation, biological process: regulation of transcription by RNA polymerase II; developmental process. Gene Ontology annotation, molecular function: protein dimerization activity; DNA-binding transcription factor activity, RNA polymerase II-specific; RNA polymerase II transcription regulatory region sequence-specific DNA binding. The record is from RefSeq and is a predicted model, not a curated record. Lineage: Eukaryota; Metazoa; Arthropoda; Arachnida; Ixodida; Ixodidae.
UCCUUAUCACCCGUUUACUUUAUCAGGUUUUGUCGAAGCUCGCGCUCUUGCCCGCAAGUCCGUGACCGUAGAAUACAGUCCUCGACGCCGAUAAAGACGUAUUCCUGGAUAUCUUCGGAACAGUGUUUGAACGUGGCACUAAGUUGACCAACAAGCGGCGCCUUGAAGGUCUCCAGGCAAGUUGUUGAAGUUCGAAACGCAACCGCAACCACCGCAAGUGAACGCAAACUAGCGCGCUCGCGUGGGAAGCCGCGCGCGGGCCCGGAGAAGAAAGGGAGGAGGAGAGGACACCGCACGGGGAAGUGAGUAAAGGAGAGAGCGAGAGUUCCUUCGUGAGUGGGGCUUGGCUUUGCGUUGCCGCGCCCCGAGGAACCCCAUUGGUCUUGGACCACCAACCAAGCCCGGCCCCCUUCAAAUUCUCCGGCUCUUGCCGAAGGACCCGGUGUUUUUAAGAAGCCGGGCGACGUCGGUCCGCUUUAGUCGCGCGCCACUGCCUCGCCGUCGGUCCUAGCGACCAUCCGUGCGUUUUUUUUUUGUUUUCUCAGGAAGCUGCCCUGUUUCCGCGACAUGCCUCACACGCCGAGCGUGUUUCCUUCCGCGGUGCUGGAGGACAGUUGUCUGCCGUCGCCCGCGGCUGAUAGCCACUACGCCGUCCUGCAGGCUUCGUAUCAGCAAAGCGUAUCUCACCAGCAGCACGGUCACGUCCCCCACGUGAUCGUCCAGCACCCGGUGCCCCAGCUGGCGUCCAACGGCGACGGGUGUCACCCUCGCCUUCACCAACAGCAGCAGCACCGGCUGCCGUCCCCGAACGGCGUCGAAGAGCGAUCGUGCAUCGGAGAGCAUCUGCAGGGCAUCGCAGCCAAGCGCCAGCGCAAGCAGCAUCAGCAACACCAGCAGCAGCAACACCAGCAGCAGCAGCACCAGCAGCAACAGCACAGUUUCAAGAGGAACGACUCGGACGGCGAGUCCUCCUCGUCGUCGUCGGACGGGUCGCGGUCUCGCAAGCGCCCCUGCCACAGCUUCGAGGAGCUGCAGACGCAGCGCAUGCUGGCCAACGUGCGCGAGCGGCAGCGCACGCAGUCGCUCAACGAGGCGUUCGCGUCGCUGCGCAAGAUCAUCCCGACCAUGCCGUCGGACAAGCUGAGCAAGAUCCAGACCCUCAAGCUGGCCUCCAUGUACAUCUCCUUCCUGUUCGAGGUGCUCAACAGCGACGAGACCGAGAGCAAACUGAGCAGCCAGUGCAGCUUCAUCGCCAACGAGCACCUCAGCUACGCCUUCUCCGUCUGGAGGAUGGAGGGAGAGUGGUCCACGCUCUGACCGCCGGGCACCGCUGCUGCUGCUGCUGUUGCGGCGACGUAAAUUAUUUGCGAGGAGCUUUCUCCCACGGCCGGACCACCUUCUUCCCGUCGUGCCCCGAAGAGCGAGCGGAGACUGGUCGGUGCGUCUUCGAGUCCUGCGAAUCUGGGAGAGACAAAACGAGGAAGCCAGCGGCUCGGUGUCAUCGGAGAGCACACCGCAGACUUCUCCAUGUGCCGCAGACCGUCAAACACGUCAAAGUGUUUUGCUCGUUGUACACACGGGCAGAAAAGCUCGAGGAACACGUGUGCGGCGAAACAACGAGGUCAACGGAGAAAGAACUGACUUCCGUCUCGACGCAGUUGCACAUGACCUGAAACUGUGCGACGCACUACAGCGUUCACACGUACACGGAGCUUCGGUUUACACUUCCAAGGUCGAAGGUUGCAAACUCGAAUGACGGGCACAUUUUAGCCCUUUAUCUGUGCCUUUGCUCCACAAACAUUUGUACCCACCUCCGACUGUGCCUUCCAGCCCAAGCCUGACCGGGUUCGCGAUUUUUAAAAAUUAUUUUAUGGGGUCAUGAGAACUAUUUGUUAUUGACCAAGUGCAUUUUCACUAAAAGACGUCCGCCAUUACGAUCGACCGGAGCUUGUUCAACCCACAGCCCUGAAGCGUAUAUGAACUGUUGUAGCUCUCGUAAUGCUCUGUGAAGGCGGACACCAGACUGUAUGCUUUCUAGCGAUUUACACUUAUAUCGCGGCAUCUCGAAGAGUGUAUCUCGCUGUCGGCACGAUUGUCUUUAAUUUCUCGGGCUAUAUUGGCGUAACAACUCCGCAUCUUUGCACGCGAGAACACAGUAGAUCCAGUCGUCCUGUUGCAAAAGUUAAUUCCCACAACCGAUCGAACCGUCAGUUUAGUCUGCGGAUCUGGAGCCGAGAGAAAAAAAAAGAAUUACGCAUGAAGGAAGAGAAUCUGAAGCUUCACUGUUUAGACAGUCGUCGUUUUAUUUUAGGAGUCUUCAUAAUGAAAGCUGGCUUCUUCGGAAUAAAACCCGAACCUGUGGAUGGCAAUACAGAUAUCAAGUGCAAUAAUAAACAAAUAAUGUAACGCAAUUUGGCCAUUCCCCCCCCCCCACACACCUACAUAUAUAUAUAUAUAUAUAUAUAUAUAUAUAUAUGAUGUGUGUGAAGGCUCAGUAAACAACAGCGCGCGUUCUGCAGUUGCGCUACAGGAAAAUGUGGAGAAAGAAAUGUCUGACUCAAGUUCUCUGCGACAUGCACCGCGAUGUGAGGCUGACUGCGACUAAUGUUCGUUGACAAAAUAACGCGCAUUUAUUGAAUUUCACUGUGCCAAAGAAAGUCCAAAGAGCGACCUCGUGUCUCAUCGACUGCCAAAGACCUUGUGAUAUAGAUGGCCAUUUCCGAAGGCAAUAUGUAUUUAUGUAUUUCCCAUGUAUCUUACGGACGCCAUAUUUUGGACAGGUUAUCGCCGCAGUGUAAUAUCGGUAAUGGCUUAUGUAUGUCGCGUGCCAAAUUUUCGCGCUGAAUAUAUAAGUACGUUGUUGAUUGUCACAGUAUGCCACACGUGUAUAUAUAAUGGCUUAAACGGCAGCUCCGCAAAUAAAUUAUCGAGGUAAUAUCUCGCCACCGCAUUAUCGUGGACAUUCUAAACAUAUCGUGGAGUGUGCAAUCUUUUUAAGAGCCAGUUCUAAUUUCUUUUUUUUAAUGUUUUCUGACCACUUCGUUGUCUUUGUGUCUGUGCUCAUCUGCCAUCGCAAAUACUUUUUUUUUCUCUAGCAUGCCUGACCACAAAUUCCAACUAGCAGAUCAUGCAGAUAAAACACAUUGUUUCUGCCCCUCUCGCUUUUCGUAUGCUUGUUUUCGUUACGCCGCGUGCUUUAUUGCAGCAGACGUAUGCAUGACAAGUUGCACGUUGUUAUAUGUGUCUUUGUAAGCAGUCUUGUGUUUCUUCCGCGUCUUGUAAGAAAGUGCAGUGUCAAAUCUUCGACUUGCCUGUGCCCGGGACCUAUUGCAAUAUCGUUCUGUAUAUACAGUCAUAUGCUCGUGCAAUGUGAACAUUCUUGUUAAUACAUGAAGUCGUCGCAAGGAGAUCAAUAAAGAUGUACUAUUUUUAUACGUGCUAA